Messenger RNA from Strongylocentrotus purpuratus (purple sea urchin), 3982 nucleotides. RefSeq lists its product as uncharacterized. Gene Ontology annotation, molecular function: ubiquitin conjugating enzyme binding; ubiquitin protein ligase activity; zinc ion binding. The transcript has 14 exons. Gene Ontology annotation, cellular component: cytoplasm; ubiquitin ligase complex. The record is from RefSeq and is a predicted model, not a curated record. The coding region runs from base 603 to 3644 and encodes 1013 amino acids. Gene Ontology annotation, biological process: positive regulation of proteasomal ubiquitin-dependent protein catabolic process; ubiquitin-dependent protein catabolic process; protein polyubiquitination. NCBI's taxonomy places the organism in Eukaryota, Metazoa, Echinodermata, Echinoidea, Camarodonta, Strongylocentrotidae.
GAAUUGUACAUUAUUGCAAUAUAUUACUUAAUUGUUUUACUAGAUCGAAAAUACAUUUCUAUUGCAUUACACUAAUUCUAAAGUACUAAUUAAAACAACACUUUAUAAAGAAAUGCUUUACAAUACGCCUACAGCCUAAAAUCCAAACUUGAUAACCAAGGCCGAGUCAUCUAUAUAUUGCCUUUAUAUCUUCGUUUGACGACAUGAUUAGCACGUACUUUUUCAUAGCGCAUGACUUUGUUUUAGUUUUGACUUCUUGGUCUCUUUUCAGAUGUAAUUAUUCAUUCCUGUGAUAUAGCUUGCUUUUACUUUACCGGCUAGAUGUUUUUGUGCUUGAUACUGGCGAUUUGAAUUAUUUUAGCUCUCGAGUAGAGACUAAACAAUGACAUCAUUGCCUAAUACGUGCACCCACUGUGUUAUGAUUGCAACAUGGCCUGUAACGAGAGCAGACGAACUAUAUAUAAUGAUGUGUUUUUUAAGCAUGUAUUUAAUGGCCUGGGUAAAUUGGUCGAAUCAGACGGUGAUUGUGCAAGGCUUGGAAGGUUGAAGGAGGCACAUAGGAUCUGUCAUCCAUAUUUCAUUACAACAGAAGAUCAGCCAAGAUGGCAGCAAGCCUCGGGAGAAAGAAGUGCAUGACUCGCAGUGGGAAGACCCUGCGAUACAUCCAAAGGCAAGCUACCUGGGGCAAUAUGUCUGCCUUCAAAGGGCAGUAUGCCAUCCUCAAAGUGAAGAAUGGAUUAUUCAAUGCCAGCCAUUCAAUGGAUUUUGAGGAGAUUGUUCAAGAUGGUGGAUUGAUGUCAAAUUCAGAAAUUGGUCGUCUUAAUAGAGAGCUGGUCCUGUACUCUUUAAAUAAGAAAAAGAGAUGGUUGUUACCAGCCAUGAUUGCUGAGGGCAUUGCUGACAGGGAAUUCCACAAAGACUGUGAUUACCAAGUCGUCAUGGUGGAGCGGGAGAUACCCAGCUUCAAGAAUAACAUUGGAAGCGAGUUUAUCGAAUGUUUUCAAAAUACAUGGAAGCCAUCCUGUAAAGCUGUUCAUCGGUCAAACCCUGCAGGAAGCAGCUGUAGGAGGGCCAGGAAGAACUGCUCUUACCAGGAAGAUCUUCUAUCCAACCCAGAGGCUGUUCGUAAUCGCAGAGAGGAAAAGGCAGAGCGAAGAAGGGAGAGGGCGAGGACGGGAAAGAGGAUUGCCAUCCCCACGCUUGGUAACAGAGGUGCAGAACAUGUGCCUAGGUUACCGGAGCUACGAUAUGAGGUGCUUCGUCCAACUCCCCUGCAUCAUUGUAUCAUGCAGUCAAAGUAUAGACAUUUUGAUGAAGAGUGGGAUAAGAUUAUUAAGAGACAUUCAGCAGGUCGCCUGAAAAAUGAUUCCCACAUUAAGUGUCAACUGGAUACUGACCUCUAUGAAGGUAUCCACUUAGAUUUUGAUGUGGAUGAGGAGUGGCCCAUUUAUACUGUUCCUGGUGGUGAUGAUUGGGUAAAACAUCUUGAAGACAGUGCUCCGUUUGACCUUUGUUCGUUUAUCACUUCAAGUCAACGGACAAAACCUUGCAAGAGAAAUGGGCAGGAGACAUUUGAGAAGGAUGUAGCCAAGGACAAGGCAGAGUGCUUCACUGCAUUGGCAUCCCCAACAAGGAAGCGUUACGGCAAGGGCUGUGCAAUCCAUCGGCCUGACCUUGCGACCCUUGAACCUGAAACGGCGGAGUCCAAGUCGGACUUCAGUUAUGUCGACACUAUGGACAGCGGUUUUGAAUCCAGUGGGUCAUCUACAGUUGAGGAUGACCACAGGGUGUCUUGGCUGGACCUAGGCAGUGUGGCCAAAGAAGCUGUCCAUCCUGACAGACUGAGGAUGGACUUUGGGCAUGAUUAUGUAGAUGGACGCUCUGUACCUAGGAGGUUUUCUAUCAAGAUGAAAGCAGUUUCAGCCAGUCAGGUUCCUGUAUGUGCAUCAGCUGUGUGUGCUGUAGAAGAUGCUGGACACAAUCCAGAAAUGGUGAACAUACGGUUGAGGUGUUGCAGUGGUGACUCCCCAGUACAAGAUCUACAUCUAGUCAUCAGAGAAGGCAUCUCGACUCCUCCUCUAGACAUCCUGUCCCUCGUAGACAAGCUGAAAGAGAUUCUUUCUCAUCAUGCCAGUUGCCAGGAGAUAUUGGAAUCUAACGUUUGUAAAUCCAGGAGACCGGAAGUCACGCUGGAGACUGUGCAAAGCAUGAUGGGAUGGACUUUCACAUAUGACACUCCUGAACAUGUCAAAGCUCAGUUAGAUGAUGCGGAGGCUGGAUAUGAACAGCAUCUAAAUGGGACCCCUGAUUUCUCUGAAUCGGAGAUCAGCCUUGAGGGUGAGGACAGCUGUGGAAUCUGCUUGGAGAGUCUAGCGCCCUCUGGUGAUGAAGGUGAAGAGAAGGGGACUGCCCUGCAUGGAUGUAGCCAUUUGUUCUGCAAUGCAUGCUGGGUACAUCAUGUAACCAGCAGGGUGCUGAUGGGCGAGACCAUCAUCCAUUGUCCAGCAUUCCAAUGUGAAUCCAUGAUUGACAAGACCACUCUACUGUCCGUCUUGCCUGAUGCUCUCACCCACAUCCAUCUUACCCGUCUCCAUGACAACCGCAUCAACGGUCAUCCCCAAUGGAAAUGGUGUCCCAAUCCUAAAUGCGGCCGGCUGGUCCAGGUCAAGGAGAAGGAUCAGUCCAAGACCGGGUCCAAGACCGGUCUGGAAUCAGGACCAGAGGCUUCUGAGAGGUUACUGGGGGUUCCUGUCCCCUGUGAGUGUGGUGUGAUGUGGUGCUCCGAGUGCCAGAAGGCUGCUCACUGGCCGGCUACCUGUAAGGAAGCAGAGCAGCACAUCCAGCAUAUAAAAGACACUGGUGUUGAUAAUGAAAAAUCCGAGAGAAUCACAUCCGUAAAGGUCAAACGGUGCCCUUCCUGUCGUAACCCCAUGGAGAAGAAAGGCGGCUGCAAUUCGAUGUACUGUAUCUGUGGCUUCAACUUCUGUUGGGAAUGCUUAGCGGCAUGGCAGGACCAUGACCUCUCUCUUUGGAAUUUUAAGUGCCCUCAGAAGCAGGAGAAUCUCGAGACUGUGUUACUGUCAUCAAGGAGAAAUCAAUCCGUCUUCUUCACUGAGCUUGCCAUUGAGAAUCAUAAGAUGAGGAGUCAUAAGGUCAUCGUGAAGCACCACCAGCAAGCUGAGGAGCUCGCACGGAGAAUGUUCUUUGUACCCGAGACUGCUUCUCAACUGCCUGAUGAUGAUCUACUCCCACAAAGUACCUGGGAUCAUCAAGAUACAAUUCCUUGGAGCUAUUCCUUCAGCCAGACUGACCAAUCACGGCUGACUACAUUGGUUGCUACGGCAACCAAGAUGGCCGCCUUUGCAGCAGAGGUCCGCAUGCUUCUAGAGUAUGUGAGCAUCCUCAUCGGACUAAUGCCAAGGAAACAAAGGAUGAAGAAGGGCUGGAAGAUCAUGAUCCUCAGACUCAUGUUCAUUGCAAACAGGAUGGAAGAACUCCUGGAGAGUCAUCAUGGCAAGUCAGCCGGGUUUGUAUGGAGGAGUCUUAUGGCACUGCUUCACCAGGGUCAACUCUGUCUGAGGGACAUCACGAGGACAGUACCACUCCUGCACAAGGGACUUGAGAAUGUCAAGGGUCAAGGGUAAAAGGACACUGUUGGAGGAGACAAGCACUGUUUCACCAGGGUCACCUCUGCCUGAGGGACAUCACAAGGACAGUACCACUCCUGCACAAGGGACUUCAGAAUGUCAAGGGUCAAGGGUCAAAGGACACCAUUGGAGGAGACAAGCACUGCUUCACCAGGGUCACCUCUGCCUGAGGAACAUCACAAGGACAGUACCACUCCUGCAAAGGGACUUCAGAAUGUCAAGGGUCAAGGGUCAAAGGACACCAUUGGAGGAGACAAGCACUGCUUCACCAGGGUCAACUCUGUCUGAGGGACAUCACAAGGACAGUACCACUCCUGCAUGAGGGACUUCAGAAU